Monomorium pharaonis (pharaoh ant) is the source of this 825-nucleotide messenger RNA. RefSeq lists its product as uncharacterized. The transcript has 2 exons. Lineage: Eukaryota; Metazoa; Arthropoda; Insecta; Hymenoptera; Formicidae. Bases 36 to 752 code for a protein of 238 amino acids. The record is from RefSeq and is a predicted model, not a curated record.
AUAUAGCAGGAUGAUGUCAGCAGAAAGCAGCGUCCAUGGAGCAACUCAGUAUUCCGGAGAAAGAAUGUAGCAGUAGCAGUAGCAGCAGCAGCAGCAGCAGCAACAGCAACAGGAGCAGCGCCAGCACUCGGGCAAUUCAAGCGAGCGAAUCGCUGCGAAAGGAGGCCACCUGGGGGACGAGAUCCGACGUUGUCAUUGGACGAUCGGCGCCGCGACUGUGCGCCGUGCGUCUGCUUCACGGCGUUUCCGCGGAGAUCCGUGAAAUUGUCGCACGUUUCUCUCCCGCGCGAAAUCUCUCGCAAAACAACGGAUUCACAAACGUGAACGCGCGCGAGUGCGAGUUCGAUCGUGACUUACGUACGGACAUACGGAAUACGUGGAAUACGCGAGCAUGCCGACGAGCAAACAGGGCGGCUCGGCCGAGUUCAAUGACCGCGCGUGAGUGCCGAGUUCGCACGCGAAUACCGCGGUGGGUGUCGUGCGCGUCUCGCCGUCUCGCGUCUCCGGCGAUCCGUUUCGGAAUCUCGAGAUUCGCGGUUGAAAGGAAGUGCGGAGUCGGCGUGUGUCAGUGGUCAGGUGAGUACCGUCCCGUUCGGAAACGACAGUGCGCGGACUUGGAACAUCGUGUGUCGUUUGUACCACGGAAUCAACAAAUAACUGUUGUAGAAGUGUCCGAGCUUGCGAGUCUCCACACCUACGACGAAGGCAACAACGAGGACUGCAUCCAUCGUCGACAGAACCGGAGUACGUGACGAGACGUUCCGAGAGGGAUUAACGAAGACGCACGACAGAACCAGUCGUAGCUACAGUCGUUGCGACGGAGAA